AUGGAAAAAUAAGUUAAAUAAAUUAAUAAGAAGAAGAAAUUCGUUGCAGAUGGUGUUUUCAAUGCUGAAUUACAUUGCUUCUUCUCUAAAUCUCUCUAAGAUGCCGGUUAUGCUGGAAUUGAAGUCCGUAGAACCCCUAUGAAAAUUGAAAUCAGAAUUAAAGCCACCAAGCCUUAACAUGUUAUCGGUUUAGAAGGAAAGAAACACAAAGAACUUACCUACUUCUUAUAAAAAAGAUUCGGAUAUGCUAAUGACUAAUUAUAAAUCCUUGCUGAACCCGUAAAAAACAAAGGUCUUUGUGCCUCUGCUUAAGUCGAAGCUUUGAACUAUAAAUUAUUAAAGGACGUCCCAGUUAGAUUAGCUGCUAACUACAUUAUAAGAUAAGUUAUUAAUGAUGGAGCUAAAGGUUGUGAAGUCAUUAUCUCCGGAAAAUUAUAAUAAUAAAGAGCUAAAACCAUGAAAUUCAAAUAAGGUUAUAUGAUCUGUACUGGUCAACCCAGAAAGGACUACGUCGAUGUUGCUGUCAGACACGUCUUUUUCAAAUAAGGAAUCAUGGGAGUAAAAGUAAAAAUUAUGUUACCAUAUGACCCCACUGGUAAAUUCGGUGUUAGAACUCCUAUUCCUGAUAAUGUUGUUAUUAAUGAACCCAAGAGAGACGAUAAUGAUAAAGAAAUUAGAACCGCUUAAGAAAAUAAUUUAAUGGUGCUUAUUCUUUAGGAACAUCUUAGAGAUCCUCAAAAUUAAAAAAAUUAAAUAGCGAAAUUAUUUAAUUCAGAAACUUUUAAAUUUCCAGGACCAGGAAGUUAUGGAAAUCCAAAUUAAUUUGAAUAGCCUCCUAAAUCAAUAAAGAAAAAAGUUUUAAAAGGAAUUAAGGAAAACAAGAGUAUUUAUGAAGAUCGUGAAUAUAUAUUAAAACCUAAAAUUAGCUAAAGUACUCGUAUUAUUAAUUAUGAAAAUGGAGUGCCAGGACCAGGUCAAUAUAAAGCUAAAUUCAAUUAAAUAGAUGGUAAAAUAGCCUAUAAAUUUGGCUCAAAACUUAAAUAAGGGGAUUAUAAAACAUAUGUUUGCCCAACUUAAUAUAAUCCCAAUCCAGGUUCAUAAAGUUCAAGUUUAUUUUAACCAAGUUAUACCUUUGGGUAUAAAUUUAAUACUGAAAAAGUUAAUGAAAAUCCUGCUCCUAAUACUUAUCCAAGGGAAGAACCUGAUUUUCCUUAUUAAUUAAGCAAAUAAUUUUCUACUUAUAAAAAUCAAUAAGGAAAAUCUGUUACCUCAGUUAAAAAUGGAUUCGGCAGUACUCAAAGAAUGAAAACUAAAGUAGAUAUAGGUCCAGGACCAGGAGAAUAUAAAUCAGAAAAAAUAAAACCUUCUACAGGACCUUCUUUUAAAUUUCCUAGAAGUUAAAGAAGAUGGAAUUAAAUAUCUAAUAACCCUGGACCAGUUUUUAUAGGCGCGUUUGAUCCUAAAUAGACUAAAUAGUAAAACACAGGUUUUACACUUGGAUAAAGACUUUACGAUUCACUAAAAUAAUAUGAAACCGAUGUUCCCGGACCUGGAGCUUAUAAUGGUCAGUUCGCUAAAUCUCGUUCAGGAAUAAAAAUAGGAAAAGAAUAAAAACUUGAUAUAGUUGAUAAAGAAAGCUUAAAAAAGCCAGGACCUAAUUUUUAUUUUCCUAUACCAUUAUCAACAAAAUCAGAAAUAUAUAAUCCAACAAUUGGAAUUGGAGAAAGACCUCCACUCCAUAGUAAAACUAAUGUACCAGGACCGGGAUAAUAUAAUCAUCCUUAAAAAAUUGGAGAAGGACCAAAAUGGAAAAUUGCAUUAAAAGUAUAAAAAAUAGAUAAGGCAGAUAAUCCAGGUCCAGGAGCAUAUGAUGCUAAUAUAGGCUAUGUGACAACUUCUAUGCCUAAAUAUGGCAUGACUUCUGCAUCUAGAAGUAAUCCAAUUAACUCUUAAUUCUAAAAUACAGGACCAGGAUCAUAUAAUAUAUAAGGAAAACUCAAUAAAUGCUAAUUAUUAGAUUUCUUAUCAUGA
Molecule: messenger RNA, 2031 nt
Organism: Ichthyophthirius multifiliis
Lineage: Eukaryota; Ciliophora; Oligohymenophorea; Hymenostomatida
Exons: 15
Biological process (GO): translation
Cellular component (GO): cytosolic small ribosomal subunit; nucleus
Molecular function (GO): structural constituent of ribosome; RNA binding
Source: RefSeq, a predicted model, not a curated record